AUGGACUUGCAGCCUGUGCAUCCUGGACCAGUCGCGGAUCAGAUAUUAGUUUUACAGGGCGACCAUAGGUCCGCCAAUGUAUGGGAGGGACAUCUAUUGGAUCAGAUUCUCCGCACCAGGAAACCGGACGACUUGUGGGACUUUUUGAGGGAGAGAGUUUUCCAUCCCCGCGUAGUCCAUCGCCUGCAGCGGUGGCGACCGGAGACUCACACCUUUUACCUGCCUACUGGAGAGGCCACCAUCACGCUUCAGGAUGUUCAGGUUUUGUAUGGGCUGCGUGUAGAUGGACUGGCCGUUGCACUACCCCAGUAUAUGAGAGCUAUGACACGUCCCCAGUAUUUGGAUUUGAUGGGGCAGUAUACUGGUUUCAGACCACAGGGCAAGGCUGCACUUAGAGGGGGCAGUCGCAUUUCUGUGACAGCUAUCAGAGAGCAUAUGGAGGUAUUGCAGCCCGACAUUAUCGGCGAGAUAGAGGAUAUCCAUAUUUACUGGUACACGAGGUUGGCGAUGUUCCUUCUUUUUAGGGGUGUCUUGUUCCCGAACACUUCGGGAAAUCUAGUGAGUCUGCGCUUUCUGCAUCAUCCGCAGCAGCUAGAUGAGUUACCCCAGUACAGCUGGGGUGCUGCUGUUCUAGCAUACUUGUACAAGAGUAUGUGUCGGGCGAGCAUGGUCACCCAGGUGGACAUAUGUGGUUUUCUGCCGCUUCUACAGGGGAUCCUGCCGUUGCAGCCGCCUCUACCACCACUAGAGCCGGGUGUAGCACCUCCGUUUCUCCCUCUAGCUACGAGGUGGGUUCUCCGCCGUGGGAACUUCCGAGGUACUGAUGCUCAUCAUAAUCUCCCCCUUACCAGGGAUGUGUUAGAUAUGCUGGUGGCCGGACAGUUCAUCUGGAUUCCAUACAGCGAUGAGUUGCUAGCUCAUCUGCCCGAUUAUUGCUUAGUCGACUGA
Messenger RNA from Nicotiana tabacum (common tobacco), 948 nucleotides. The record is from RefSeq and is a predicted model, not a curated record. NCBI's taxonomy places the organism in Eukaryota, Viridiplantae, Streptophyta, Magnoliopsida, Solanales, Solanaceae.